UAGUGAGUGAUCCGCCCCCGCACACAUACCAUGGGCGUCGUCUGCUGUGUGAAAACUUUAUUGAUGGACAAAUAGCUGUUCAGAGAGUAUUGGAAUAUGUUUGAAUAGCAUUUGCUCCCUUAGUUUGGAGAAGAUUCGUGAGAGAACUUGGUCGUGAAUUUUAAAAUCGUGCAUAAACCAUUGCGAGAUCGGGACUUUAUAAGCUCUAUACGUGGCAGGAGUUUUGUAUUAUCGGGUUUGUUAAAAGCAAAAUAACGAGCCAUGUAGAGAGGUGCUGCGCUGGCAUGUGACAAGGAGCAGAUGUUUUCAUGAACACCUGCAUAACUUUGAGGGAAGGGAUUUAAAAUACGAAUUUUAUUAGUACAAAUAUGGAUAUAGGAGAGGAAAUGACCUCAUCAGGCUUCACUGUGGCUUCUGUGUUUAAUGCUCAGGUGAUGGCCAACAUGCUUUCACUCUGAAUAUUUUAGCAAGUUUGCAGAAUAAUCUAAGUUAGCCAAGGCUUUACGCUUUGUGCGUUUGGUGGGACACACCAUGAAGAAUGAACGGCAGGAAGAGGAACAUAGACUUGAGGUGCGAGUAGCAGAGGACAGGGACUUUGAGCGGCUGAAGCAACUGUGUGACUGUCAUGAUGGCUGGUCUCUGGCCUACAACCAUCCUCCUACCAAAGUGUGGACCAGACCAACCAAAAAUUCAACCUUUCAAAUGAUCAAGGUUUGCACUGUGUACACUGAUAUUGACGCAAAUGUGUUGUAUGAUGUCCUCCAUGACCCACAUUAUCGCCAGAUGUGGGACAAACACAUGAUCAAGUCUGUUGAUGUAGGCUACCUGAACCCAAAUAAUGAUGUCUCAUACUAUGCAAUCGCUUGUCCUGCACCUCUCAAAAACAGAGACUUCGUCCUGCAAAGGUCCUGGCUUGACACUGGUCGUGAAUUGUAUGUCUUGAAUCAUUCUGUGUUCCACCACCAGUACCCUCCAAGGAAGGGCUUUGUUCGUGGCCUCUCACACCUCACUGGCUACCUGAUUCGCCCAUUACCUUCUGGUGGGUGUUCCUUCAGCUACGUAUCUCACUGCGACCCCAGAGGAAAGCUACCACCCUGGCUUGUCAACAAAUUAACUCAUGUGCUUGCUCCUAAGAUGGUGAAGACAUUACAUAAGGCAUGUAUGCAGUACCUGACCUGGAAACCGCGCAACAACCCAAACUACAAGCCUUGGAUUUAUCCAGAGCAGAUCAGCAUACCUCGGAUAGCAUUUAGUCAGUGCACCAAAAGUCCUGCUGACGACAUGGUGGAAAUGCUUGACGAGUCAGACAUUGACGAGAAGGCUUUGGAGCAGUUGAACCACAGUCAUUUUUAACCUGCUAAUGUCCAUAAACUGGAAAGAAGACAAUGUGAUAUCUUUAUAAAGCGAAGAUUUGUAAGCAGGAAAUGAUGAUAUUUAUGAAAUCACCAUAAGAUGGUCUUCAAAUUUUAUAGCAUCAACCCACUACUUCACAGAAGGCAGGCUUUGAGAGCAAGACAUUUUAGCAAUUUGUGAUACAGUCUCUCUCUCUCUCUCUCUCUCUCUCUCUCUCUCUCUCUCUCUCU
Messenger RNA from Penaeus vannamei (Pacific white shrimp), 1583 nucleotides. Its product is annotated as START domain-containing protein 10. Gene Ontology annotation, molecular function: lipid binding. NCBI's taxonomy places the organism in Eukaryota, Metazoa, Arthropoda, Malacostraca, Decapoda, Penaeidae. The record is from RefSeq and is a predicted model, not a curated record.